AUGGCGCUCUGGGCCUUUGCGCUGCUGGCCACGGCCACAGCCACGGCCAACCCAAUCGCUCGCCGAGCAGCCAUCCCCUGGCCAGAACCCGUCCCAGCAUCCGACACGCCCCCCGUCGACUGGUCCUCCCUCCCACCGCCAAACUACCCGCGCAACUCCCCUACCGUCCGCACCAACACUCUCAAAGCGAACGAUAAUUCCGACUAUACCCCCCCCCUCUCCGUCUCCUGGGUCACCCGCAACUCCACCAGUUUCAUAACAACCCCCCAAGACCAACGCACCUGCAACGCCUGCUGGGCCUUCGCCGUAACCGCGCUCAUCGAAUCCCAAAUCCGCAUCGAACACGGCCCCUGGUCCAAACGGUCCGAAUCCGACGUGCACGACGGUCUCGGCGCCGCCUGCGCCAGCGUCGGCAACGCCGAGGAAACACUUGCUUGGCUCGCCGGGCAGGGCGAUAUUUACGUGAACAACACAAGUUUGAAACCGCCCGGGAUAGCGGACUGGCCGUGUGAUCCGUACCGGGAUAGUGAUCAUGCUUAUGAGGCGUGUGGGGAUAGACGGGGGAGGGCGACGCAGGUGCCGUAUUACCAGGGGCUGGGGACGGUCGGGGAGCAGAAGGGGUGGGUGGAUCGGUAUGGGCCGGUGGUGGCUACUUUUGUGUUGUAUGAGGAUUUUGGGGGGUGGCAUCCCGGGAAGGAGGGGGAGGUGUAUAGGUGGGAUGGGGUGAGUGCGACGAAUGGGAAUCAUUUGGCGUUGGUGGUUGGGUAUGAUGAUGAGAGGGGGGCGUGGUUGAUGAAGAAUAGUUGGGGGACGGGGUGGGGGGAGGCGGGGUAUGUGUGGUUUGCCUACGACGAAGCCAACAUCGACUCAUGGACCAAAUACGGCCUCGUCAACGUCAACCCCGACCCCUGGACACGCCGGCGUCACCAAAGCGGCAGUCUCCUAAUAUCCGGCAACGGCGAAACCCACCGCAACGCCGAACUCCUCCUCCCAAACUCCGACUCUUCCGGGUUCGUGCAUGUCUCGCGGGAUGGGGAUACUGGGACAUGGAGUUCAGUGGCUGAAAUAAAAAGUGAGAACGCGCUGACCAGUCCGCCGGCGGUGAUUGGGACGUCGUGGAACAGAGACUUUCACGCUGUGGGGGUCGAUGAGAAGGGGACGUUGGUGCAGUGGGUGUUUAACCAGACAGCUGCCGCGUGGUCGCAGGUUGCUACCCUUGACGGGGUGGAGGGCGUGCCGGGGUUGGUGCAGAGCGAUGGGUCGCAGUUGAUUGUGGUGGUCAGGCAUGCCGAUGGGAGUUUGAAUGAGUACCAACAACCCCCCCACACCACCACCUGGUCCCACACCUCAACCCUCACCCCCCCCUCCUCCAUCUCCCACUCCGGCCCCUCCCUCCUCCAAUCCAACACCCACCUCGACCUUUACGCUUCCGCCUCCACCACCCCCAACUCUCCACCCUCCUACGGCCAUCUCUACACCGUUGCUGUCCGUGUCGACGGGCAGUUACAACUAUUUUGGAGGCCGGGCGGGCCAGAUGGGGUUUGGGUUGCUGGGGAGGUGUUCGGGGAUGGUUUUACGGCUGCUGAAGGGGAGGAGAUAGUACCGGUGAUGAUACAGGAUUAUUUUAAUACGCAGAAUGAGACGUCCGUCGGGGGGUUUCAGCUCGUCGUCGCUGACGCAGAGGGGAAUAUCCAGCAUUGGACACGGGAUAAUUCGGAUCUAGCAGACCGGUUGGAGCCGCCGAGGGAAGGGACUGAUUCGGGGAGGUGGGUGUUGACUGAGACGGUAACGCCGGAAGGGGGGAAGGUGAAGAGAGUGUUAGGGUUGGUGUUGGGGAGUGAUGGGGAGCGGAUGAGGAUGGUGAGUGAGGGGGUGAAGGGGGAGGUGGUGUGGUGGAUAUGGGACGGGGCGUGGAAGAAGGGGGAGGUUGUUGAUGUUGAGGGGAUGAAGAUGGGGGAGGCGGUGAGUGGGGGGUAA
This is a messenger RNA of Dichotomopilus funicola, 1977 nucleotides long. RefSeq lists its product as uncharacterized. Gene Ontology annotation, molecular function: cysteine-type endopeptidase activity. The record is from RefSeq and is a predicted model, not a curated record. The transcript is spliced from 3 exons. Lineage: Eukaryota; Fungi; Ascomycota; Sordariomycetes; Sordariales; Chaetomiaceae. Bases 1 to 1977 code for a protein of 658 amino acids. Gene Ontology annotation, cellular component: lysosome.